Molecule: messenger RNA, 5010 nt
Organism: Drosophila sulfurigaster albostrigata
Lineage: Eukaryota; Metazoa; Arthropoda; Insecta; Diptera; Drosophilidae
Gene: 5-HT2A
Product: 5-hydroxytryptamine receptor 2B
Exons: 9
Coding region: 1564-4392 (942 amino acids)
Biological process (GO): chemical synaptic transmission; G protein-coupled receptor signaling pathway, coupled to cyclic nucleotide second messenger; serotonin receptor signaling pathway
Cellular component (GO): membrane; dendrite
Molecular function (GO): serotonin binding; neurotransmitter receptor activity; G protein-coupled serotonin receptor activity
Source: RefSeq, a predicted model, not a curated record
UAAAAUUUUGCCGCGUUGCGUUCGCCUGCCAACAAAAGCGCUCGAACUGUGCCCACACAAAAUCAAAUCAAGCUAAAUACUUUUCAAAUUGAAAAUUGCGCGCGAAAAAUGUUUGCAAAAUAAAUAGAAAAAUGAUUUGAAAAGUGCAUAAAGAAGUAGAACGAAUGGAAUUUCGCCACCUCGUCAGCUUAAAAUAAUAUUUAAAAAAUAAUAAACCAAACUAAUUGCAUUCACCUGACGUUGAAUCACUUUGCCAAUUUGCAACGCUUUCCGGGGGAAACAAAAAUAAAUAUAAAAAAAUAAAUAAACGAAUUGUUUGCUGGCAUAAUCAGCAGUUGCAAUUUUCACUAAAAAUAAAAAUAACUUAAAAAAACAAAAAUAAAUAGAAAAGUUUGAAAAUUAAAAGCUCCAAGUGAUGAUUUAAGUUUUUUCCCCUCAUUGAAUGAGGAAUGUUAGUGAAGUUGAUGAAUUCUCUCUAAAACCAACAUAGAUUAAUUGAAAUGUAAAGUGCUCUUCAUUAUCUGCGGAAUAACAUUUAUGCAGACAGAAUUGAAAAUGGAAAAUCAAACAUACAAAGAGGCAAAUUCUUGGGCCUAACACAGACGUUGCUAUAGAGAUUAGAAGGGAAUUCGAGCUCGAGAGAUUUGCAAUUAGUUUAAAAUAAUAUAUACUAAAAGCGAUUUGUGUGGACUUUGCAAUGCAUGAGACAUCAUGAGACACAUUCUCGUAUUGCAUUCGAUAUUGUAAGCGAAGCGAAGGAGAACUAGUUAAAUUCAGAAUAGUUUUACGAUUGUUGCAAGUGUUUAGCUCUGCUUAAAUUGUCGGCACGUGUGCAGGUUGUUAAUCAAGCAGAAUCCAAAAGAAAAACAAAACAACACAAAAAACGAAACUAAACUGCAAGAAACGAAAAAACAACAGCAGAAGCUAGAGAGCACACACAACAAUUUCAAAUGUAAAUUAAUUAAAAAUUAACUCGAAAGUGUGUGUGCGUGUGCAAGUGUGCGUGUGUGUUUACACAUACAUGAAAAGUACAAAUAAAAAACGAAGCAAAAAAUAACGAAAUAACGAAAAGAGAAAGAAUAAUGGCGAUGUAAAUAAGGUGUACCGGAAGGAAGCCGGCGGAAAUCAAAGCAACGCCUGCAUAAAGUAAACUUCGUGGUGUCCUUCACUCUCGAACACUCUUCCUCCCCCCUCUCCACUCUUGACUCUCUCCCCUAAGCUCGUAACCAGACUGCCGUUGAUUACGUAAUUACAUGAAUGUAAAUUUGUUGCGCUAGCUUUGUUUGCUGCCAGCAGCAGCAGCAAAGGAGAGGGAGAAGGCAAAGUCACGAACAAUUAAGGAAAGGCAAAUAGCACGAGCAUAAAAAUGAUAAAGGAAGUCAUGCUUUAAAUGCGCCAGCAAAUGACACGAAAGCCCGGGCAACAACAGCAACUACAACAACAAUAGUAGCAGACAAUAAUAGCAAGGACAACAUACGAGCAGCAGCAACAGCAACAGCAACAACAACAAGGAUAACAAGUUGUUGUUGUCAUUAAGCACACGCCACACAGCUUUAGAAUGAAAUGGAGAUGCAAAGCGAGGCUGGUCAUGGACCAACAACAGCAACGACAACGACAACUGCAACAGAUGCAACAGCAACACCAACAGCAACAGCUACAGAUGCAACAUACACACUUGCCACACGUGACUUCAAUUGUCGUGUGGCAGAGCACAAACUUUGGCAACCUUUCAUUAACUGCGAGGCAGCCCAAAGUGCCAACGACAACUACAACAACAGCGACAGCAACACCCACAACAGCAACAGCACGACGACAACAUUCCAUUGUAGCUUGCAAGCAUUUGAGAGAGACGAGGAGAAGGCAUUCUAUGCAUGCAACAGCAACAGCAACAGCAACGAGGACGAGCAGCAGGAGUGGGCAACAUCCUGUGCGCUAGAGACACAACUGUUGAGGCCGCCACACGAGGCGUAUGCGCAAUUUCAACUGGCAAUCAUCGAGGCCGUUAGUGAUAAUGUGAGUGAUACGCUUAGUUUUAGUGCCCAAUGCAAUCGACAACGCAGUCUGCUCGUCUGCAACGAACAACAGCAGCAAACUCUACUCUGCCAGCUGCAACAGGAGCUGAGCACAGCUGGCGAAUUGGCUGACGUUGAUGUGAGUGCCACGACAACAUUGUACGACUAUCACAUUGAACUGGGCGAUGGCCUCUGGUCGUGGCUGAACCUAACCGAACUGGCCAACAAUGUCACUGGCAGCCUUGGCAACCAGACUGUCAGCAAUGUGACCGCCAGCCUCGACAUGAUACUGUCCAACUAUACGCUCUCGGACACGGCUCUAACCACCACGACCACGUCUGCGGCCACAGCAACAACUACCGACAGCGACAUUGUCAUCGCCAGAAGUAUAUUCGACUAUACGCCGCACGGUUACGAUUGGCUCUUUCUUUUCGUCGUGUUUUUCAUCUUUGCCGGCGGCUUAGGCAAUAUUCUCGUGUGUCUCGCCGUCGCCUUGGAUCGCAAGCUGCAGAAUGUGACCAACUAUUUUCUGUUCUCGCUGGCCAUCGCCGAUCUGCUUGUCAGUCUGUUUGUGAUGCCCAUGGGCGCCAUUCCAGCAUUUCUGGGUUAUUGGCCACUCGGGUUCACAUGGUGCAAUGUCUAUGUCACCUGCGAUGUACUUGCCUGUUCGUCGAGCAUACUGCACAUGUGCUUCAUCAGUUUGGGGCGAUAUCUGGGCAUAAGGAAUCCACUCGGCUCUCGGCAUCGUUCCACCAAACGUUUGGCCGGCAUCAAGAUAGCCAUUGUCUGGGCCAUGGCCAUGUUGGUCUCCAGUUCGAUAACAGUGCUGGGUCUGGUGAAUGAGAAGAACAUUAUGCCGCAGCCAAAUGUAUGUGUCAUUAACAAUCGAGCGUUCUUUGUCUUUGGCUCCCUGGUGGCAUUCUAUAUACCGAUGCUGAUGAUGGUCUCCACAUAUGCGCUCACCAUUCCCUUGCUGCGCAAGAAGGCACGUUUCGCAGCCGAGCAUCCGGAGAGCGAGCUCUUCCGUCGGCUCGGCGGCCGUUUCACCAUACGCCCACAGCAUAGCCAGCAACAGUUGCAGAUGCACAGCAGCUUCAACAGCAAUAAUUACGGCAACAACAAAUGCCUCGCCAUGGGAGACAGCAAUCGCAACUUUAACAAUGACAGCGGAGGAGGUGGAGGUGGAGGUGGAGGUGGAGGAAGUGGCACAAGAACACGAUAUGCUGGGGAUGGAGGAACAAUGACUUCCAACAACAAUGAGCCAACGGAGCGAGCAUUGAUGCAGCAACGGACAACAACAAAUAAUCGCAGCAUGGCCAGCGUCAGUUUUCGCAAUGUGGCCAAUGGGGCAAGUGGUCGAAAUGUCACAAGCAUUGGACGCAGCAGCUUCCGCUUUGCCGGCGGCGGCAUCUUGCGACAAUCCUCGACGCCAACAACAGCCACAACAACAACAUCGUUGUCGUCGGCCACAACGAGUUCAAUGCGCGGCAAGACACAACAGACGACGAGCAGCUUCUGGCGCAAGCACGGUGGCAAUCCCAAUCUCAUGGACAGCCAUCCCAAUCGACGAGCCUCGGUGCGCGUGAGCGUUUCUCAGCCACAAUUGGGUUACGCAACAAAUGGAAAUGGUGACGGUAAAAACGGAGGCGCAACAGCUGCCACAACGAGCUGCACAAAUGCUGGAGGCGGCAGCGUUGGCUCCAGCCGAAUCAGCAUUGCCACCAUACACAGCCAGGGCAAUCAUCCACUGGAGCAGGUGACGACGUCGUCGUUGUCGUCGACGACAGCAGCAGCGACGACGGCGACAACAACAACGACAGCAGAGGAGAGACGCCACAAGCUGCGCCCCUUUAAGAUUGCUUUAAAUCGUGUGGCCACGCCCACGCUCAAUUUGCGUUUUCUCAACAGUCGCCAGAAACGCAACAGUCUCUCCGCCAACGCGGUGGCCACCGAACAGAAGGCCACCAAGGUGCUGGGUUUGGUGUUCUUCACGUUUGUACUUUGCUGGUCCCCGUUCUUCAUACUCAACAUCAUCUUUGCCGCCUGCCCCGAGUGCCAGGUACCCGAGCAUGUGGUGAACACUUGCCUCUGGCUGGGUUAUGUCUCCUCCACGAUCAAUCCGAUCAUCUACACCAUCUUCAAUCGCACGUUUCGUGCGGCCUUCAUUCGCCUCCUGAAAUGCAACUGUGAACGCUCGGGUCGUCCUCUGCGCUAUCGCUCCGUGACCGAAGGCAGGAGCGCACUGAGUCUCUGUGCACCCUCCGCCCUGCCGCUGGCCAUCUCCUUUCAGGGGGCUCCACUGAUGACGCCAUCAACGACAAAUGCCACGCCGCUGAGUGAGUUCCGGGGCAGUUAUACAAUCACCGACGACGAGUGCUGAACACGAAUUUAUGAGCCAUGCUUAUGGGAGAAACUGCAAAUAAAAAACGUAAACGUAAACGUAAACGUAAAUGUAAAUCAGAUCGGAGCGCAAAACGCAUAACGAAUAACGGUGUAUGUACUUCUAAGUGUGUGUAAUCAAAUGUAAACUACAGGGUGAUUCAUUCAAAAUCAAAUCAAAGAGCAAAACAAAAUGUUACCUAGGCAAACAAACCACAAGAGAGAAACCUAUAAACUUAGAUAACAAACUCCCUUCAUAUCAUUAGCGAUGAAUGAAUGAAAAUACUAAAAUAGUGUGUGACUGUGUGUGUAUGUGUAUUCUGUGUAUUAGCUAGGUAUGACUGUACCUGUCAUUUCGCAUGCCGCCAUCUUGUAGCUUUAAGCAACUCAACUGUACUUACUAUUAAGAUCUAAGCAUUUCCGCAAAAGAAACAAAAACCGAAACCGAAACUAUUAAUAGUAUAUUUUGAAAACUAUAUAGAAACGUAGGCAUAAGCUAAUGCUGCUCUCUAAGGCAAAAGUUGUAUAAGUGUUUGUUAUUAAACUGUAGCUGUGUUUGUUAGUCACUCGAAUUAGUUGCUAUUCAAAACUGUCUGACUACCAAAAAAUAAAAAAACAA